AUGCCAUCGGAUGGAAAGAAAACAGGGGGUGGAGGACAGCAGGCUCCUGGGGAUGCCAAAAGUGAAGCCAAAACCAGCACCUCCAAUUCGAGCGCUCCGUCCAAGUACCAAAUCGUCAAGAAAGGAUGGGGAGAUCGAAAAAACUUCCAGCACUCGUAUGGACUCGGUAUGGGUGUGGACGAUUUCGAGGAAGGAAAUGCCAUCCUGGACAAAAUGAUGGAGCAUGACGUGGAGAAUAUGAAGAACGGGAACAACUGA
This is a messenger RNA of Paracoccidioides brasiliensis Pb18, 258 nucleotides long. RefSeq lists its product as uncharacterized. The transcript is spliced from 3 exons. The record is from RefSeq and is a predicted model, not a curated record. The coding region runs from base 1 to 258 and encodes 85 amino acids.